GAAGCAGGAGCUCGGAGUUUCGGGCGCGCUGCUGGAGACGCGCCGCCGGGGCUUCCCAACACCGUCGCCAUCCCCGCUCGCUACCGGGACGGAGGACGAGGAGGAGCGGCUGCAGGGCCAGACGCCGAGCCGAGGAGGCUCCGUAGCGUCUCCGGCGAGGAGGAGAAGGCGGAGGAGGGCGACGACCCGGCCGAGGCAGCCGCCGCCGCAGCCCGCGCGCGGAGCCCAUCCCGGGCGGAGCGAGGAUGCUGCGCGACCGCCCGCCGGCAUCGCCUCUGGCGGUGCUGCUGCCGCUGCUGCUCCUGCCCGGCGGGACGCUCCGGAGCGCGGCCGGCAGCCAAGUGAAUUUAUUGGACUCUCGAUCAGUAAUGGGGGAUCUUGGAUGGAUAGCCUACCCAAAGAAUGGGUGGGAAGAAAUUGGCGAGGUGGAUGAGAAUUACGCGCCGAUCCACACAUAUCAAGUGUGUAGAGUCAUGGAACAGAGUCAGAACAACUGGCUUCUGACAAGCUGGAUCUCCAACAAGGGAGCCUCUCGAAUCUUCAUUGAACUGAAAUUCACCCUUAGGGACUGUAACAGCCUUCCUGGAGGUCUUGGGACUUGCAAAGAGACUUUUAAUAUGUAUUAUUUUGAAUCGGAUGACGAAGAUGGAAGGAACGUGAAAGAAAACCAGUACAUCAAGAUUGAUACCAUUGCGGCAGAUGAGAGCUUCACAGAGCUAGACCUUGGAGAUAGAGUCAUGAAGCUGAACACAGAGGUGAGAGAUGUCGGGCCUCUGACCAAAAAGGGAUUUUACCUUGCUUUCCAGGAUGUGGGCGCCUGCAUUGCGCUGGUGUCUGUGAGGGUGUACUAUAAGAAGUGCCCUGUGGUCGUCCGGAACUUGGCCAUCUUCCCCGACACCAUCACCGGAGCGGAUUCUUCUCAGCUUCUGGAAGUCUUGGGGUCGUGUGUGAACCACUCGGUGACAGACGAACCCCCAAGGAUGCACUGCAGCGCUGAAGGGGAAUGGCUGGUGCCGAUUGGGAAAUGCAUGUGCAAGGCAGGCUACGAAGAGAAGAACAACACUUGUCGGGCGUGUCGGUCAGGAUUCUUUAAAGACUCGCCACAGAGUCCAACGUGCACGAAAUGCCCUCCACACAGUUACACACGCGAAGAAGCGUCAACUUCCUGUGUUUGUGAAGAGCACUAUUUCCGAAAGGAAUCUGACCCACCUACAAUGGCAUGCACAAGACCCCCCUCUGCUCCCCGGAGUGCCAUCUCAAAUGUUAACGAGACUAGUGUCUUCCUGGAAUGGAUUCCUCCUGCUGAUACUGGUGGAAGGAAAGAUGUGUCUUAUUAUAUUGCAUGCAAGAAGUGCAACUGGCACUCGGGUCUCUGUGAGGAGUGUGGUGGUCAUGUCAGGUACCUCCCCCAACAAAGCGGCCUGAGAAACACCUCUGUGAUGAUGGUGGACCUGCUUGCCCACACAAACUAUACCUUUGAAAUUGAGGCACUGAAUGGUGUGUCCGACCAGAGUCCGGCGGCGAGGCAAUUUGUGUCAGUCAAUGUAACCACAAACCAGGCAGCACCAUCUCCAAUCACAAAUGUGAAAAAAGGGAAAGUCGGCAAAAAUAGCAUCUCCCUCUCUUGGCAGGAGCCAGAACGACCCAAUGGCAUCAUCCUGGAGUAUGAAAUCAAAUAUUUUGAAAAGGAUCAAGAGACCAGCUACACUAUCAUCAAAUCCAAGGAAACGAAAAUUACCGCAGAUGGCCUGAAACCCGCUUCAGCAUAUGUCUUCCAGAUCCGAGCACGGACCGCAGCAGGGUACGGCGGCUUCAGCCGAAGAUUUGAGUUUGAAACCAGCCCAGUGUUAGCUGCAUCCAGCGACCAGAGCCAGAUCCCUAUAAUUGCUGUGUCUGUUACAGUGGGAGUGAUCCUCUUGGCUGUUGUUAUUGGUUUCCUUCUCAGCGGAAGGAGGUGUGGCUACAGCAAAGCAAAGCAGGACCCUGAAGAAGAAAAGAUGCAUUUUCAUAAUGGUCACAUUAAAUUACCAGGAGUGCGGACUUAUAUCGACCCACACACCUACGAAGACCCAAAUCAAGCGGUCCAUGAGUUUGCCAAGGAAAUAGAAGCCUCGUGUAUAUCAAUUGAAAGAGUUAUCGGAGCUGGUGAAUUUGGCGAAGUAUGUAGUGGGCGAUUGAAACCACCUGGAAAGCGUGAGUUACCAGUCGCCAUUAAAACCUUGAAAGUGGGCUACACGGAGAAGCAGAGGCGAGAUUUCCUGGGAGAAGCCAGCAUCAUGGGGCAAUUUGAUCAUCCCAAUAUAAUUCACCUAGAAGGUGUCAUCACAAAGAGUAAGCCAGUCAUGAUUGUAACCGAAUACAUGGAAAAUGGAUCUUUGGAUACAUUUUUAAAGAAGAAUGACGGGCAGUUCACCGUAAUUCAGCUAGUUGGUAUGCUGAGAGGGAUAGCAUCUGGAAUGAAAUACCUGUCAGACAUGGGCUAUGUACACAGAGACUUGGCAGCCAGGAAUAUCCUCAUCAACAGUAACUUAGUGUGCAAAGUAUCUGACUUUGGACUUUCCAGAAUUCUUGAAGAUGACCCAGAAGCUGCCUACACAACAAGGGGAGGGAAAAUCCCAAUCCGAUGGACAGCUCCAGAAGCCAUCGCCUUCCGCAAAUUCACUUCUGCCAGCGAUGUCUGGAGCUAUGGGAUUGUGAUGUGGGAAGUGGUGUCUUAUGGAGAGAGACCUUACUGGGAGAUGACCAACCAAGACGUGAUUAAAGCUGUCGAAGAAGGGUAUCGCCUGCCAAGUCCCAUGGACUGCCCAGCUGCUCUUUAUCAACUGAUGCUGGAUUGCUGGCAGAAGGAAAGGAACAGUAGGCCCAAGUUUGAUGAAAUUGUAUGCAUGUUGGACAAGCUCAUCCGGAACCCUAGCAGCUUGAAAACGCUGGUGAAUGCAUCAAGCAGAGUUUCAAAUUUAUUAGGUGAACACAGCCCGCUGGGAAAUGGUGUCUACAGAUCUGUAGGGGAAUGGCUGGAAGCCAUCAAAAUGGGACGGUAUACAGAGAUUUUCAUGGAAAAUGGAUACAGUUCAAUGGACGCUGUGGCUCAGGUGACCUUGGACUCUAGGAAAAAGGCCACACAGUUAAGAACACUGGGCCAGAAACUCCACUGGUAUAAGUCACCUUCAUCCCUUUGAAGCCCUCACAAUUCAUAUCACUUGGCCUGAGAACACAGUUGUUGGGAAAAGGAGAGCCCCCCUCAUCUGUUCAUAUGCCUCUAAAACCAUGAAGGACCUUCAGAAUUUUCCGGAAAACCAGACACUAUGGUUAACAGCUUGUUUGGAAGAGGAAAAAAAAACCUAUGGAAAACAUGUUGGGUUUGAAUGUGUGUUGUUCAGUGGGGGCAAAUGUUUGUUUUGUUCCAGAGCUGGGACUUGGGGGGAUCGGAUGAGAACCAGAAUUGAACUGAAUUUUCAAACUGCCCUGUUAAACCCUUGUUUGAAAUUAAUGUGCCAGUACUCCUGAUUCCCAAAUCUGAUAUCAUGACAUUUCAGCCUGCUUAAGAAAUGGGUUGGAACAUAACCUAGAAGAGGAGGCUGGUCCUACAAAUAAUGGAAUCAGUCUCUGCGAGAGGCAAAUCUAUGUGUCUUUAAUACACUAGAAAAGUGAGUGAGCCAGUAUAAUAUUAUGUCAUCCACACCAAGAUUUUGAAGUGUCUGGUGGUUUGGGGUGCCUCUCAGGGUGAGUGUCCAACAUAAGACGCCUUCAGGGGGGCCUUGGUUUGUGCCAUUAAGGAAACUGAGCCUUUUGGAGAUGUCUUAGCUGUCAGCUCAAAACCUGAGUCACCUGAAACAAUUUGAAAAUCUUGGUAGUUUCCUUGCAAUAGUCCAGUCAGAAUCCCACCUGCCAGCGAGGCCCUGUCAAAUGCAUGCUCUCAACAAAUGCUGCCUUUCAAACAGUGGCAAAUUGAAAUAAUCAUAAUUACGAUGGGCUCCUGUGGCUAUUGCCCCAAGUCCUGUGCUCUGUUCAGGCCCCAUCCGCAAAGGCCUGAUCUUCAAUAUGUUCCAGCAUUUUGCCAUGUAGUUCUAAUCCUAGCGGAGGAGAUGGAUAUGUCCUGUUUUCCACCUGGAUUACCAGACUGUUACCACAGCAGAGAGAACAACUGCUUUUUCUAAACAUGCGGACAAUCUCCUGUGGCUUUGAGUCUCUCUGGAACCUCUUCCCUUACUCAGCAAGGAUUACAUGGCCAGAACAACCCUCAAGAAUAGCUAGAUCAUGAGACUGGCCACUUUUAGUCAUAUACCUGACUGGACUUAAAUGGCUAACAACAAAAAGGUGGACUUCUUCACAUCUCCCUUUUGAAAGAUAACGUACUCACUGAAUCUCAGGACACCCUGUUGCUUGUCAUCCGGUGGACGGCUCUGAAUAUCUGUAACAAUAUGUGUGUCUGUUGUGUUACAUUGUAAUUGUUUUUCUUUCUUUUAAAAUAAAUGUUUAUUUAUAAAAUAAAAUAAAAUCCCUCAUCACUCAAUGGGAAAAAAAGAGAGAUAUACAUCAAGAAUUCACCGGCUCUUGCUUUUUAUUCCUCGCUCUUCAUUCUGUAACAUGGUAAUUAUUAUCAAGAAUUAUGUUGCCAUGCUGCUGCCGGGAAGGGGAUAAAUAACAAGAGCAGAUGAAAACGUUGCGCAAAGAAUUCUUAAGGAUGGGUGUGCCUGAAAACUAUUCCUCACUCUGUAAGCAACCUUGGUGAUUUGACAGAGUUACUCUUCCAGGGUUAGGGCUCCCCUUAUUCCACUUUUCUAACUUGCACGCCAUGUCAAUUGCUAGUUAUGGAAACCGCAUUCAAAACACUACCAAACCCUUUCUCACAUAAAUAAAAAAACUG
Zootoca vivipara (common lizard) is the source of this 4867-nucleotide messenger RNA. It is a transcript of the gene EPHA5, whose product is annotated as EPH receptor A5. Gene Ontology annotation, molecular function: protein binding; transmembrane-ephrin receptor activity; ATP binding. The record is from RefSeq and is a predicted model, not a curated record. Gene Ontology annotation, biological process: protein phosphorylation; ephrin receptor signaling pathway; axon guidance. Lineage: Eukaryota; Metazoa; Chordata; Lepidosauria; Squamata; Lacertidae. Gene Ontology annotation, cellular component: plasma membrane; dendrite.